Molecule: messenger RNA, 651 nt
Organism: Trichoderma breve
Lineage: Eukaryota; Fungi; Ascomycota; Sordariomycetes; Hypocreales; Hypocreaceae
Exons: 2
Coding region: 1-651 (216 amino acids)
Source: RefSeq, a predicted model, not a curated record
AUGUCAGAAACAUACGAACAAUACAAGGCCGAUCUCGAUGGUACCCUCGGAGACCCGGAGGAGCCAUUUCCUAAUCUCAAAAAGGUUAAAGUUGAAGCUGAACCUUUACCUCUGGAGCGAGUUUACGUUCGAGUGAGACUGCGGGCUGCCACCGUCAACUGGAGGGAUUUACUCGUCGUCGAGAAUUCCCCCUUGUACAUUCCUGCUCAUCAAGGAUUGGUUCCUCUGGGUGAUGGCGCUGGCGAAAUUGUUGAGAUCUCGUCAAAGGGCAGCUUAUGGUCGGUGGGUGACAGAGUAAUUACCGUUCCUAACUGUGGCUGGAAGCAAGGCUAUGAUGUUGCCGACUUUGAUCCAGUCCCUGGUUACGGCUCAUCAAAUGUAGAUGGGACGCUCUCGAAAUUCAUGAUUGUUCGAGACGAUGGCAUUGUAAAAGCACCAUCGAAUCUCUCAUGGGAAGAGGCUGCUUGCCUUCCAGUUGCUGGAGGAUCGGCGUGGAAUGCCUUGUUUCACGGCCCAACACCUGUGAAGCCCGGCGACUUCGUGCUCACUGAAGGCAUUGGUGGCCUAAGUACAUUCGCCAUCCAGCUGGAAGAGGCCAAAAAGCUCGGGGCCACAUACACAAUCAAUUACACCAUAGUUGUAUGGAAGUAG